GCCCUUGCUGCCAUCACAGAGAGUGUCAUUUAUGUAACACCAGAGCAGUUCCAAUGAGAGAGCCGCAGAGAGGAUAAAGCCUGGACCGCCUAAUGGCCUUCCCCAGAGGUGUUUAAUAACGUGGAUUUAAUAGACUGCCGAGCAAAGAGCAUGGGAGUGUCUUUUUCACUGGGAAUGGGAAUUCGAUAUAGCCAUCAACGUCAUGGCUCUCUGUGCAACGAUGGAGAGCCCCGCCCCCCAAGCAGAAAUGCUUUUAUCAAGGAGAGAAAAAUGGGGUUGAACGACUUCAUUCAGAAGCUUGUGUCCAAUCCACAUAUUUGUCAGCAUGCUGCUGUUGAAUCAUUCCUGAAAAUCGAUGAGAACCAGAAUGAGGCGAUGGGAGGUGGGCUCAGGUCGAACUCGCUAUGUCUGACUGGACCCAGAGGCUCUCUGGCAGAAGAGACUCAGAUUAAGCCAUGUGACUUCGACUACCUGAAAAUCAUUGGCAAAGGGAGCUUUGGAAAGGUCCUUUUGGCGAGGCACAAGGAGACUGCCCAGUACUAUGCCGUAAAAGUCCUGCAGAAGAAGAUCAUCCUGAAAAAGAAAGAGCAAAAGCAUAUCAUGGCGGAGAGGAGUGUCCUCAUGAAGAACAUCAAGCAUCCAUUCCUAGUGGGCCUGCACUACUCUUUCCAGACCACAGACAAGCUCUACUUUGUGCUGGACUAUGUCAACGGAGGGGAGCUGUUCUACCACCUCCAACGCGAAAGAGUGUUCCUGGAGCCGCGUGCCCGGUUCUACGCUGCUGAGAUUGCCAGUGCCCUUGGCUACCUCCACAACCUGCACAUCGUUUACAGAGAUCUUAAGCCAGAGAACAUCCUUCUAGACUCUCAGGGUCAUAUUGUCCUGACUGACUUUGGCCUCUGCAAGGAAGGGCUGGAAGCAGAUGCAACAACAACCACAUUCUGUGGAACUCCUGAGUACCUUGCACCAGAGGUUCUUCAGAAGCAAGCGUACGACCGCACUGUGGACUGGUGGUGCCUGGGAUCUGUCCUCUAUGAGAUGCUGUAUGGACUGCCUCCCUUUUACAGCCGCAACACUGCAGAGAUGUACAACAACAUUCUGAACAAGCCUCUGGUGCUCAAGCCCAACGUGUCCAAUGCUGGCCGUGAAUUACUGGAGGGCCUGUUGCACAAGGACCGCACCAAGAGGCUGGGAGUCAAGGACGACUUUCUGGAACUGAAGACUCAUGCCUUCUUCUCACCAAUCAACUGGGAUGACCUCAUGGCCAGGAAGAUCACCCCUCCAUUCGUUCCCUCAGUGUCUGGGCCUACAGACCUGAGGCACUUUGACCCAGAGUUCACCCACCUGCCCGUGUCUGCGUCUCUGUGCAACGGCGAGCAGCAGCAUGUUACUGGCAGUAUGCGCGAGGCCGCCGGUGCCUUCCCCGGCUUCUCCUACGGGCCCACCCACGAUCACCUGAUGUAGGUCGCGGUGCGGAACCCCGGAUCCCCCCCGGUCAGGCCUGAGUCUGUGCCCGUUCCCGUUCCCGUUCGUCCAUUCCCUACUGGCGGUAGAAUACGCAAGGGGUCAGCACACGAAAAGUGACGGAGGCCAUUCUCAUGACGAUGGGUCAGAUGUGAAACCGUCACCUCUUCCCAUAAACUGUCAAUGACGCCUUACUUCCAAAAAGGCAGUGCUUAAGGGGGACCAUCCCAUCCUAGACUGGACAUGAGAAAUCUUUGCACAAGAUAGGAGACGAGCGUGAGGACUGCGUCAUUUGAAAAAGAAAAGACACAUGAUCUUUUGGCGGCGUCAACACACCGGAUCGAAUCCUUAGGACUAGCAGGAAGUGUGCCAAGUUUGAUAUCAUGGACACGUCGGCCUGCAGCUCUGUUGUAACCAUGGAAACACAGCUGCUCUCAAGAGUGUGUGGUGAAGUGCCUGAAUGUUUUUAGGCUGAAAAGCUUUGGAGGAAAACAACUGCAUUGGACACUGACUGCCCAAGUUUUUUUUUCUCCAAUGGUUGACGCUGGUGUCAGCCGUUUGUGACGUGCUAUGUGUUGUUUAGUUUUGGCAUAUGAUCAAGAUUUUUACAUGUUCAUCAUAUAAAUAUAUUUUUUCACGUUGGCACAUCCUUUAUGUUGUUACGGUACACUUUUUUUUGUUAUGUUGAUGCUUUAUUGCACUCCGGGAAACAAGGUUCAUGAGAAGUACUGUAUGUGUUUGUGGAUGUAUGGCGAGCAAAGGGUCUUAUAUGAAUCAGACUGCUCCAUCUCAAAGAGUUCAUAUCAUUACCAUUAUGAGUGAAACAUUUUAACCCUUUAUCAUCUAGUCUGAAAUAUUUUAAUUAACUUAUUUAAUCUUCUGCAUGGACCACGUAGUACAUCAAAAUCCUGCUCUUCCUAAACUGUUUCAGUUUUAAUUCAUUCAAAGAGUAGGCACUAGUGAUACCCAUGUAGUAGAUUUUGCACCAUAUUGUCAAAAAAAAACACUCCACCAAAGUCUGUUUGUUUUUGUAAGUCUUACAGGUCAACACAUACAUAGAGGUUCUUAUGACUGAAUGACAUAACAGUUGAAUACAUUGCAAUUGUAGCUGUAUUAAUAUAUCAUAUUAACAUGAUUAUUUUUGAAUAUAAAAUCCAUGGAAAACAAUGUCUUGUUUGCCCUGUUUCCUACUUAUCCCAGCACUUUUAUACUGUACAACUACCGACCAGGUAUUACCUUGGCAUGUGACUUGCUUGUGAAAUAGGAACAAAAACAAUAUUUUAUCAUCAACUAGAAUUGGGGAUGCAGAUUAUAUUUUCUAUCAGCAAUAGUAGUUCUCGAGCAACCAAAUACACUCUGUAUUUUUUUUUUUUUUUUUAAAUCAAACUUCUCAGAGUAGCUUUCUGCAAUGGAAACCAUUGAUUGUACUGAAACCAGAUACAUCAUUGUAGAAAACCUGUAAGUGGUUGUUUUUGUUAGAGAACUGAUGUGUCUUCUGCUGUGUGUGCACCUACCCAUAGGCCCCAUUGGGCCGGUUCUGACAUGUGGACAGUUAGAUGUACCCCUAGUUCACCUGCAUGAUGUUGGCAAGAAACCCUAAUGCUAUGCAGCCAAACCAACUAGAACAUACUGUACAUGAAGCAUAAGAUGAACAGACUUAUCAAGCAAUGGAGUGACAUUUCACACUAGAGAGAAUAAUCAGGACGGUCUAACUUUAACAUUGAGUGCCCUAAAAUGAUUUUAAAUUAUUGACUCCUGUUGCAUUUUUACCAACAUUCUCUUGGUUCUGUUGAUUGGAAAUAACAUAUAAAAUUGCAAUACUGUUCUAGUUUUUUUUUUCUUUCCAUAUUUGGAAGUCCUGAACUUGUUUUACAUAUUUUUUGUGUAUAUUUAUUUACGUGUCAUGAAUUGUACAUUGAAAGAUUAUUGUAUAUAGUGCAUUGUUGAAAUGAAAGUGAUACAUUUGAAAUGAACCCUUAAAGUCAAAUAAAUUUGUAGGAAUUACAUAAAAAUGUGAA
Sardina pilchardus (European sardine) is the source of this 3482-nucleotide messenger RNA. RefSeq names its product STKc_SGK domain-containing protein. The record is from RefSeq and is a predicted model, not a curated record. Bases 151 to 1464 code for a protein of 437 amino acids. Gene Ontology annotation, biological process: protein phosphorylation. NCBI's taxonomy places the organism in Eukaryota, Metazoa, Chordata, Actinopteri, Clupeiformes, Clupeidae. Gene Ontology annotation, molecular function: phosphatidylinositol binding; ATP binding; protein serine/threonine kinase activity. Gene Ontology annotation, cellular component: cytoplasm; nucleus. The transcript has 14 exons.